Onthophagus taurus is the source of this 966-nucleotide messenger RNA. The record is from RefSeq and is a predicted model, not a curated record. Lineage: Eukaryota; Metazoa; Arthropoda; Insecta; Coleoptera; Scarabaeidae.
AUGCAAACGACAGAAAAAGAGCCAUCCAGAAAUGUGGAGAAGAAACAUACGAAAAAAAAAAAAGUCGCAUCCAGAGAAGAGCAUAUAAAUUCAGUUAACAAGCUGGUUGCUGCAAGAACAAUCGGUAAAGACUGCAAAUGUAGAAAAAAGUGUUUUUUAAAAGUGAAUCAAGAAAAACAACAACAAAUUUUGCAAAAAUUUAAUGAAUUGGGUGAACACUCCGUGCAGAAUCAGUACUUAGCAGGACUUGUAACGUCUACGGUCCCUGUAAGAUCACGACAUCGUACUGGAAGCAGAAGAGCCAAGUCUGCUUCUAAUAAAUAUAAGAUUCGUCUUGGUCAAGAAGUGUUUGAUGUUUGUAAGAAGGCUUUCUGUGCACUUCACGGUGUGUCUGCAAAACGAGUAGAAAAUAUUGCAGCAAAUUUGGCAAAGCCUUCUACUCUAACUUUACCUGGAGAUAUGAGAGGUAGACAUUCCAAUAGACCCAAUGCCAUAUCACCAGAAAUCGUUGAAUCUAUUCACACGCAUAUAACAGAAUUUCCAAAACGAAAAUCACAUUACAGUCGGUCUAAAAACAAUGGAAAAUACUACCUCUCGCCUGAACUCAAUAUUCGCAAGUUAAUACAGGAAAAUCAAGAUCGAUCCCCUGGUUUUAAACCAGCCGUUACCUAUGACUUCUAUUAUAGGUAUUUCAAAGCAAAUUUUGCAAACUAUCACUUUGGGCAUCUAAGAUCCGACACCUGCCAGCUUUACGAUACUUUGGCGAACAAGAAAAAGUCAGUUCAUACAGACGCAGAAUUGAAUGAGAUAGAAGCACAGCUAUCAUUGCACCAAAAUAAGGCCAAGACAUUUUUUGAUGACCUCUCGCAAAAAACGUCGAGUGCUCUUGAAGAUCCAAAAGUCGAUACUCUUUGCUUUGACUUCCAGCAAAAUGCUCCGCUUCCUAAGGUGCCAUCCGAUCAAUAA